Molecule: messenger RNA, 3061 nt
Organism: Zophobas morio
Lineage: Eukaryota; Metazoa; Arthropoda; Insecta; Coleoptera; Tenebrionidae
Exons: 9
Coding region: 193-2457 (754 amino acids)
Biological process (GO): establishment of epithelial cell polarity
Source: RefSeq, a predicted model, not a curated record
AGUUGUCAAAGUCCAACUGUCAAUACUGUUGUGAGUUGUGUUGUAUGGUUGUAGUUUAAGCUCGAUUGGUCAUUUUUCAAUGAAAGACAUUGCAUAAUUUUACUCGUAAUUGAAUAAAACUGAAAGAAGAUGUAAUUUUCAAGUGUAUUUCAACCCGCCCAUUAUGAUGGCACAGCUGGUUUGUGUAUUUAGAUGACUUUGUAUACAAUGGAGGAUGGUGUUAAUACCGAACAUAAUAAGUCAGUAAAGAUGGGGGCUACCGGAAACCCAAACAUCACACGUCUUGCGACAUUGCAAGAACGAAAGAAAACUAUUGAGGAGUCUUUAGCUAAAUGCAACCAAGAAUUGAAACAAAUAUGCUUGCAGGAAGCAGAUUUGACUGGGAUUAUUCCGCAAGAAAUGCCUCUAGAGCCCGGGGAAACACCGCCCCAGAUUCGCAGACGCGUCGGAACGGCUUACCAGUUACCAGAAAACUUGAUUAAAAACUCAAAUAGUAAAGAUGAGUCGGCUACAGAUCUUGAGCUUCAAAUACAAUUGCACGCCCAACUGGCAGAAGCCGCUCUGGGUCUGGCGAACGAACAAAAUAUUAGUAAGACAUUGCGUCGCCAACACAUGGCCGAUUAUCAACAACACAAAGUACAGUUUACUACUCUCCAAGAAAAAUUGACAGGUUUGAAAGAUAAAGCGCAGCUGCAGCAGUCGGAGCAGUUGCAUAAACAGAAGAAGAAGCCGAGACCUGCGGAACAAGAUGAUAAUAUAUCAGUAGGGACUAGUAUGAACGAGCCUUUUGGUAAGUCGGACCUGCGCCAUAGCAUGAGGUCCAAUAAGUGUGUAAGUAGCGAAGAUGUGGAUCAACGCUAUCUACUAUCCAACCCUAGAAUGCCAUAUAAAAAUAUUAAUAACUCAUACGUGGAAGGGUCUUACGCAAGACACGAAGAAAUAGCUAGGGGUUUGUACGCGUUAAGCAUCAACGGCUACAGAAGCUACAUGGAACGGAGAGAAAAUUUGUCAAAUCACAUAUCAAACUAUAAUACUCUACAAUAUAAUCAGCAUAAUGCGCAUAUACAAUUCCCGCAGCAUUCCCCCGGUAGCACGCACUACCCCCACCCAGCUCAAAACCAAUACCAACAAAUCGUUAGAUCGACAAACCACUACAACUACCCCAUUAACAAUCAGUACACGCAAGCCCCCUCCAUCCCCAAAAACCACCACAGUCCAACCAGUCAACUUACGUCGCGAAUCCAACACCGACAAUCUAGUCCAAACAUCAAUACUCCCAAAAUGUUCUACCCCCAAAACCUCGACUAUAGGUUACACCCAGAACCCGAGCAAAAUUUCCACACGAACAACCCGCACCAGAUACAGCCGCACCAACAAUAUGAACAGAUGAAUUUAGGUUUGGGAGGUUACUGGAAACGGUUGGAAAGCGGGGAAAUGGUUUGGUGUAAUUCUAGCCCCAUUGAGUCGAACUGGCAACGAGACAAGAGAUUCGGUAGUUUAGAUAGGAGGAAAAAUAAACGACUGCAUAAGCGAGUGUCGCCAUCUGUGUCCAAUAAGUCGGCAACUCUUGCUAGUGUGCCGCUUCAUGUAGAUCAUGUCAGAACGGCUACGGUGAAGUCGCCACAAGUGAUAAGUAGGAGGUCCCAAGAUAAUAGACAGCUUGUCAGAACUCAAUCGUUAGGUAGUGUAGGCGGCCAAACUAUCGAUAGCGUUUGGCAAAGUGAUGAUAACUCUUCUUGUGAAAGUGAUAAUCGUAGUAUUAACGAGGCGGCACAGGCUGCUCGCAAACAAAAACAAAAAGAGUGGAGGGAAACUUUCCUCGAUGGCCCAGUGUCGCCAACUCAUUCGGUCGUUUCAAGAUCCCAAUCGGCCCUUCCGUCCGUUUUGUCCCCAGAAGAAAAAUAUAUAUUAAGCCCACCACAGCACGUGCAGCCUGUGCAAACCCCCAAGCCCCCACUGGAAAUCCCAGCUGAAUCAAAUCCGUCCCCCAGAAUACCUGAUACCAACAUAGAGCUAUUUAACAAUAACAUCCCCAAAAAUUGUACCAUCGUCCAGGCCGGGCACUUCAAGCCCUACCAUGAAGAAACAAAACCCUUCGAAAUGGCGGACUGUUACAAAUAUUCAACGAAAUUCAAAAAGUCGCCCAUCAAGCAGCAACCAGACGAUCUGCGAAAAUUGCCGAUGAAUGCGUCGUUUCAGAAAAAUCUGAACGAGACGUUCGACAAAGCGCAUGCGCAGUCUGCCAAAAACCAUAAUUUCAGUCCUGGAUCGCCGCUCAGUCCGACGCGUUUGGACAAUAAUUCGCUAAAUUCGAGUUUUGAUCUCAGUCAGAUAUCAAACGCUAAUGUUGCUGAACGAUUCUCUGAUGAAAUGAACGCUUGGUAUAAACAUAAACUUCAGAUUGACAGCAGCGGAGGUGGUGGUACGAAGGGUAAAUCCACGGCGACGCUGGUCUGAAUCGUGAAGGGUAAAGAAAAGACUUAUUCGCAUUGCAAUAAUAUUCAGUAUACACGUAUAUAUUUUAUUUUGUAAUUUUAUUAUAUUCAUGUGUUAUAGUGAUCAGAAUGUUACGAUUUUCGUGCCUUUUAUACUUCACAAGUAGUGAUUGAUGAUUUUUCCGGUUAUAACCGUGCAAGGUGUGCCUUUUUAAAAUGUUACUGAUUUUUAUAACUAUUUAUUGAUCUCAAUUUCAAAAAGUGAUUAAAAUUUAAAUACUAUUGUUGAAAUUGUUAAAAUUUAAGGUUUUCUGAGAUAUACGCUCCAAGCAUUUUUUGUACUAUUUUAUAAGUGUAAAGUUAAGUUAGAUACAAUUCUAUAGAUAGGAACUUACUCAGCAAUAUUUGGUUUUCAGUUACUGAACCAAAGUUUUGUACCUUAACUCAGUUACGUUUCACUUCGUCACGGAAAAUCUGUGCACCACUCUUAGAUUCUAUAUUAUUUUAUUAUAGUUACAGUGAUUUUUUUCUUUUUUAUGUGGUUACAGACUUCUAGACCUGAUUCGCAGCAUAGGGUCUUACCGUGUAUUUUCUAUGUUUUAAUAAAUGCAGUUUUAUUUUAUUUA